AUGGCGGAGCUGGCGUCGGGCGCCGUGGGGACGCUGCUGGGCGUGAUCAGCCACGAGGCGCUUAGGCUCGGGCGCGUCCGGCACGACGUGCAGUUCAUCCAGGAGGAGAUGGAGAGCAUGGGCAGCUUCCUGGCGAACCUCUCCGGGAACAGCCGCGAGCACGACGAGCAGGUCCGCACCUGGAUGAACCAAGUCCGGAUCCUCGCCAAUGACUGCAACAACUGCAUCGACCUCUACCUCUACCGCGGGGACCCAGCGCUCCACCUGCCCAAGGAAGGCCCCGGCCGCUACCUCCGGUGGGCUCCUUGGCUGGUGCGCAAGCUGCUCGCACAGCAUCGCGCCGCCGGCCAACUGAGGGAACUCAAGGACCGGGCACAAGACAUCGGCAACCGCCGAAUGAGAUAUGGUGUCGAGGUCAAAACGGAGUCAUCAUCUUCCAGGGCUGGGCUCACGGAGCCAUUGUUGUUGCCGGCACCACAAGACCAUGAAGACGAAGCAGACAUGGACAACGACCAAGAUGGGGUUGAUCCACUCAAGGUGGCCUUGUCCAUGACUAGCAUGAGGAUGGACAAGGAAGACUUCUUUCAAAGGAGGCUAGAUCAAUGGAUCGGAUUGGUGGUGCAAGUGAGGGCGGAGGCGGCGGAGAAACACAUAAAGUCGAAUGUGGCGGAAUCAAGGAAACUGGCAGCCGAAUCAAAACCAUUACUGCCUUCCAUCGCCUUUGUGGUAACGGAUAAUGAGGACGCCAACGCCAACGCUCAUGCUCUUGGGAGUAAAGCCCUGGAGGUGGCAAGAGCCUAUUUUGAGAAGGCAGAGGACAUCCAAGAUAAGGUUGUCCCGCCGGAGAUGAAGCAUGCGGGUGCCCUUACGCGUGAAGAUAAGGCGGUGCCACCCAAGAUUAAGGAUGUCGGCGCCCUUGCGCAUGAAGAUAAGGGUGUGCCACCAGAGAUCAAGAAUGUGGGUGGCCUUGCGCGUGAAGAUAAGGCUAUGCCACUGGAGACCAAGGAUGCCGGUGCUCUUGCGUGUGAAGACAAGGCUAUGCCACAGGAGAUCAAGGAUGCCAGCCCAGUUGUGCCACCGGAGAUCAAGGAUGCCAGCCCAGUUGUGUCACCGGAGACCAAGGACAACGGUGCCCUUGUGCAUGAAGAUAUUGUGGUGCCACCGGAGGUCAAGGAUGCCAACGCCCUUGUGCAUGAAGACAAGGCCAUUCCAUCGGAGACAAGGGAAGACGGUGCCCUUACGCAUAAAGACAAGGCCAUGCCACCAAAGAUCAAGGAUGCCGAUGCUCUUGUGGAUGAAGAUAAGGUGGUUGUGCCACCGGAGACCAAGCACAUCGGCGCUAUUCGCACGAAGAUAAGGCGAAAACCAAUGAGGCUCUUGUGCAUGAAGAUAAGGCGGUUGUGCCACCGGAGACCAAGGACGCCGGUGGUGCUGCUGGAGACCAAGGAUGCCAGCGCCCUUGUGAAUGAAGAUAAGCCUGUGCCACAAGAGAACAGGGACGCCAGUGGUGCCCUUGUGCACGGAGAUACGGCGGUGCCGCCGGAGACAAAGGGCACUGGCGCUCUUGAACACAAAGAUAUGCCCGCUGUGCCACCGGAGACCAGUGACGCUAACAACGCUCUUAUGCACAAAGAUAAGGUAGCUGUACAGGACACUGGAUAUGUUGUCAUCUUGGUCGACGUCCCUGAGGUGCACUAUGAUUUUAUAACACUACGACCCCACAAGAUUCUCUGCUACAUCAUGGCUGAGCUCAAGCGGCAGCAAGGCACAAAACAAGAUCCUCCUAAAACAAGAUGGGGCACUUACAAAUACACAAGGGACACAAUCCGUGAUAUCAAGCAACAGAUAGAUAAAAUGAAGGCCGACAGCAAGAUAAAUGACAUCAAAAUUUGCACUCUCAAGGAUGGUAUGAAGGAGCUGCCGGACCGGCAAAAAUUGCGCAAGGACGGAAUAGAUUUGGAAAAAGAAAUAUUGGGUAAAAACUUGGACCAACUCCUCUGGUUGCUCAUCUACCAGUCAACUACUACUGCUGCUGCAUCAGAAUCAGAAAAAGAGAAAAAGAACAAAUCCAUGGUAGCAGAAUUGUAUGAUGCCAUCAUCAAGCAAACAGCCAAGAAGCUUAAAUCAAAAAUAGAAGCCGGCUCAAGCUCAGAGCAGCUGGAGGGGCCCGAAUAUGAAGACAUCCUGUCAACGGUGUUCCCAAGGUCGAUCAGUACCACCAUCACCGCUGGCAAUAGUCCUCUUGUUGGCACAUCGGUUGAUGAUGAAAUCAAAGAAAUGGUCAGAGGGGUUAAAGACAUGCUGCACGAGUUACGGGAAUUAGAAAAAUCUGCCAAGAACCCAGAGGUGAUCCCGGAAGAUGAUUUUGAUGAAACCAGACAGCAGAAGAAGGACGAAAUCAUAACGGAGAUUAGGAACCGUCUCAAGAUCAAAAUGAUGGCGCAAAAGAUUAAAGAAUGUUUGAGAGGUGAUGAUCAAAGGAUCCUGGUCAUCCUAAAAGUUUAUGACAAGUAUAUACCCCAAUGGGAGGAGACCAGAAACACUUUGAGACCCCGAGGAUUGGGGUGGUGCCCCAUCGCUGGUGCUGUGAUCGUGGCGACAAAGACCACUCAACAGGACAUCAAGCAAUAUUGUGGCUGUCAAGAGCUGGAGCCUAUAGAAUAUUCUCUUGUUGGCCUCUACCUUGAUACUGUGCUCCAGAAUACAGGCCAGCAUAUGAAUGAUCAACCCAGCCGCCAGGUUCUACGCGACAUCUUGUGUAAGUGUGAGCCACAUGAAUUCUGCAUGAAGAUCUUUGCUCAUGCAUUGUACACCAAACCCAAGAGGAGCAGUGGAGAGCUGAGCAAGUUGAAUAGCACCUUGCCUGCCGGUGCCACACAAAAAUCAUUGCCCACUAUGAUGUUCAAGUUCUCUUACAGGGAUCUGCCUAAAGAGUACAGGUCUUGUUUGUUGUACCUAGCUAUCUUCCCUGGAGGAAAAAUCAUCAGACGGUCAACCUUGGUAGGACGAUGGGUUGCAGAAGGGCUGAUAACCACCAAAGAUUGGCGCUGGUCCUCUUCAGUGGAUGAAGCCGAGAAAUGUUUUGAUACGCUCAUUGCCCGGUGCUUUGUUUGUCCUGCUGGCAUUGAUGCUACUGGAAAGGUCAAGAGCUGCACUGUGCAUAAGCUAGUUUAUGGAUUCAUCACCAAGAUCGCCAUGAAGCAGCGCAUUCUGGAGACAAGGCUGUCACAUCACUUGGCUCGGCACUUCUCCAUUUUCAGUGAUGUCCGUCUCCGCAGCUCUGAAACAAUUGAGAAUUUCUUGAAAAAUUCAUCUCAGUUCUCCAAGCUCAAGGUGCUAGAUCUAGAAGGCUGUGAUUGCUUCCCGCAGAACCAGCACUACCUGAGUCACAUAUGCAGGAAUAUACUAAUGCUCAAGUAUCUCAGCCUAAGGGGAACCGGUGUUACCAGGCUGCCCAGUGCAAUCAACAAUCUACAUGAGCUGGAGGUAUUGGAUAUCCGGGACACCGAGAUUCAUGCGUCUGCAACAAGACAUGUCCUGCUUCAAAAGCUGAAACGUUUCUUGGCUGGUCAAAAGCUGAAGCGUGUCUUGGCUGGUCAUGUCGAUUCAAGUCAGAGCAGUCCUAGUGACUCCCCCAGUGUCCAGAUGCCUGAGAUCAACAAAAUGGAGUGUGUGGAGGUACCGUGCAAUGUCAAGCCGAAGAAUCGUUGGAACCGUCUAUUGUCUGGUCAUGUUGAUUCAAGUCCUGCUGACUUCUCCAGUGUGCAGAUCCCUGAGAAGAUUGAAAAAAUGGUGGGUGUGGAGGUAUUGUCCAACGUUAAGCCAAAGAAUGAACAAGAUUUGAAAGAUAUUGGAGGUCUGAAUGAGCUGAAGAAGCUCGGUGUGGCUAUCAACAAGGAGAGUGACCUCAAGUCAUUGCUUAAUGCAAUCAGUGACCUCCUAAACCAGUCCCUCCGUUAUCUGUCAAUUACUCUUGACAUAGAUAUAUACAAGGUCCCUCCAUCAGAGCUGAGUCUGAAACAAAACUGCCCUGAUGUUCUUGAGAGACUAAGUAUAAAUGAAAGCACUAGCACACAAAAGGGGCAACUUCUUAAGAUAUUGGUUGGAAAUGGAAAUCAACUUGCCAAGGUGACUCUGACUGGUACCUCCUUGAGCCAGGAAGAUCUGAACAUCCUUGCCAAGCUUGAAAACUUACACUGUGUCAAGCUUCGACACAAUAAGUACGAUGAGAGCAAGCUCACUUUCAACAAGGGUGAAUUCAAAAAUCUCAAGAAUUUUCUUGUUGAGGGAAACAACAUGACUGAAAUCACAUUUGAUGAUGGAGCUGCUAGUAACCUUGAGAAGAUUGUUCUGUCCUCCACCAACAUAGUCUCUAUCAGUGGAGUCGGCUACCUUAAAAAAUUGGAGGAGCUCGAACUGAACAACAUCAAGAACAAGGGCAUAUUGCAUUCAUUACUUUUCAAUGCCAAACACAUAACCAGGCUGACUCUUCGUGAUACAUUGCUGGAACAAGGUGAUCUGGAAAUCCUCGCCCGCAAACGAAAGAUGCGCUACCUAGCACUCUUCGGGAAGUUUUACAAUGGCAGUCAGCUUAUCUUCAAUAAAGAUGAAUUCCAAAAGCUCAACUUUCUUAUUGUCGGCUCCUCCUACAUCACCGAGUUAAGCUUCACCGACGGGUCUCCUAAUCUUGAGAAGAUCGUCUGGUCAUUCAAGAAUAUUGUUUCAAUGUCUGGAAUCGACAAACUUCCUGCACUGAAGGAGCUGGAGUUGAAUGGUGACAGUGUCCCUAAUGAUGUUGAACAAGUCAUAAAAAAACUAAAGAAUAGGCUUGAGUACAAACACAAGGAUAAGCCAAAAAAACAAGAAGAAAAACAAGGUGGUCCUGCAAGAUGCCCGUCCUUGUGGAAGGCGAAGGAUUGGUGCUGGAGGAACUGAAGGCUUUCCCAUUACUUCUUCCGUUCAUCACCAAUUCCUGCCAUGGUAUGUGGUUGUGUGUGCUCAUGUGGUUUGCCAUUGUGUGUUUCCGUCUACUGAGUGUGCAUUUGUGUUCUGCUUGUGCCGAGUGAUUUGAGUGGUGUGGGUGUAUCCAGUUACUUGUCCUGACCUGCAUGUGUGGCUUGUGAUUGUGGUUGAGCAUAAUGGUUGUGCAUAUGCUCACGGGUCUGGAUUUGUGUGGCUUUCCACUGGACAAAAUGGUUCCA
Molecule: messenger RNA, 5201 nt
Organism: Triticum dicoccoides
Lineage: Eukaryota; Viridiplantae; Streptophyta; Magnoliopsida; Poales; Poaceae
Exons: 1
Coding region: 1-4935 (1644 amino acids)
Biological process (GO): defense response to other organism
Source: RefSeq, a predicted model, not a curated record